CUAGGAACAAUGUCCCAUGCGACUCGCCGUCCGUUUCCAAGGCGAUCCCAGGUCCUCUGAGCAACCGCGCGUGCGCCCUGCGCGUCUCCCAGGCCUGCACUCCUGCCAUGGCUGCGGCCAAUCCCAGCGUCUUCCUGCUCAUGGUCAACGGGCAGGUGGAGAGCGCCGAGUUUCCGGAGUAUGAUGAUCUGUACUGCAAAUACUGCUUUGUGUACGGCCAGGACUGGGCCCCUACUUCGGGUCUGGAGGAGGGCAUCUCACAAAUCGCAUCCAAGAGCCAAGAUGUGCGGCGAGCGCUGGUGUGGAAUUUCCCCAUCGAUGUCACCUUUAAAAGCACCAACCCCUAUGGCUGGCCACAGAUCGUGCUCAGUGUAUAUGGACCAGAUGUCUUUGGGAAUGACGUGGUUCGAGGCUACGGGGCAGUGCAUGUGCCUUUCUCACCUGGCCGGUACAAGAGGACCAUCCCCAUGUUUGUGCCAGAGUCCACAUCCACACUACAGAAGUUCACAAGCUGGUUCAUGGGACGGCGGCCCGAAUACACAGACCCCAAGGUGGUGGCUCAGGGUGAAGGCCGGGAAGUGACCCGAGUUCGCUCCCAGGGGUUUGUCACCCUCCUCUUCAAUGUGGUGACCAAGGACAUGAGGAAGCUGGGCUACGACACAGGACCCCAGAGUGUCCUGGGGCUCAGUCCAGCCCAAGGCCUCCCUCCAUGAAGGCCGUGGCUGCCCUCCUGAGUCUGGAUGGCGUACUGCGUGGCUCCCACAUACACAAGAACUCUCUCCCUGGGUCAGCACUGGCCCUUUGGCCUCAGGUGCGACGUGGUGUGACGCUUGGGUGGGCAGUGGGAAGGACUAGGGGGUUUUAUACAAUAAAGAAAUAUUUUUAGAGCCCAGUCCCAGGACUGCCUUCUCUCCCCUCUAUCACCA
This is a messenger RNA of Perognathus longimembris pacificus (Pacific pocket mouse), 926 nucleotides long. It is a transcript of the gene B9d1, whose product is annotated as B9 domain containing 1. Gene Ontology annotation, biological process: cilium assembly. The transcript is spliced from 7 exons. The record is from RefSeq and is a predicted model, not a curated record. The coding region runs from base 108 to 713 and encodes 201 amino acids. NCBI's taxonomy places the organism in Eukaryota, Metazoa, Chordata, Mammalia, Rodentia, Heteromyidae. Gene Ontology annotation, cellular component: MKS complex.